AUGGCGGAUACGGUGUGUUCGGAUCCACUGAGAAAGGAGAGAUGGCGAGACGUUCGUCGACUGACGGACAGGCCGUCAGCUUAUGCAGUGCCGUGGUUUGAGCCAGGUCCUGAGAACAUGGCAGCUCUUCAAAAAAUGCGAGUUCUCGUUGUGGGAGCUGGAGGUCUAGGUUGCGAACUGCUCAAAAACCUAGCAAGUCAAAAUUUCCUUCCUAUAACUGCCCUAUCUGGCUUUCGAAAUUUAGACGUUAUUGAUAUGGAUACCAUAGACAUUAGCAACCUAAACAGGCAGUUUCUGUUCAGGAUGUCGGAUGUGGGAAAGUCUAAAGCAGAGGUAGCAGCCGCCUUCGUGCAAAAUCGAGUCAGCGGUUGCACGGUAACAGCUCAUAACUGCCGGAUCGAAGACAAGCCACCAUCCUUUUAUCGUCAGUUUUCUCUAGUCAUCUGUGGGCUCGACUCGAUUGCAGCGAGGCGAUGGAUAAAUGCCAUGCUUGUGAGAUUUUAG
Molecule: messenger RNA, 504 nt
Organism: Haemonchus placei
Lineage: Eukaryota; Metazoa; Nematoda; Chromadorea; Rhabditida; Trichostrongylidae
Source: the annotation of a GenBank genome assembly